Molecule: messenger RNA, 828 nt
Organism: Leishmania mexicana MHOM/GT/2001/U1103
Lineage: Eukaryota; Euglenozoa; Kinetoplastea; Trypanosomatida; Trypanosomatidae
Product: glycosyltransferase family-like protein
Exons: 1
Coding region: 1-828 (275 amino acids)
Source: RefSeq, a predicted model, not a curated record
AUGCUGCGCGCGUGCCGGCGUUGGCACACGAUCUUCGACGCCUGUUACGUCCUGAACCUCGACAGGCGACCUGAUCGCUGGGCACAUGUGCAGCAGCAGGUGAAGCGGGCGAGGCUGCACAAGUUUCUAAAGCCUGGCGUGGAGGUGACGCGCCUCAGCGGCAUCGAUGGAAACGGGCUCGAUGUUGCAGGCCUGCACAGGGACGGGGUGCUCACAGACCAAGGCUACCAGCGCUACCAACUCCCCACGGAGCAGAAGCUUUACGGCAUGGACCUGACGAAGGGCGCCAUUGGCUGCGCGCUUUCCCAUCGUGCGGUCUGGCAGCGGGUGGUAGCGGAGCAUCGUGCGUGCGCCCUCAUCCUCGAGGAUGACCUUGAGUUCCAUCACCAAUUCUCCCGCCAGUUCGCGGAGCGCUGGUCACGGGUGCCGGCUGACUGGGGGAUCGUGCAUAUGGGUGGUCUCGACCUGCUCGCGAGUGGCAAGCCGCCGCGGCCGUACAUAGCGGACGGCAUCCGCCUAGCGUACCACGGGCACCGCGAGCUCACCGCGUAUGUGGUGCAUGCCGCCUCCGCUCAGCGCUGCCUCGACCUGUCCCUGCCCAUGACGUGGCAAGUGGACACCCACAUCAGCAGCUGCCUAGCCGACGACGCUGCGGCGCAAGAUAAGUACAUCGCCGACCCCAAGAUGUACGUGUUCCAGCCAUCGUUGGUGAUUCAGCUCAUGUCCUUCACGACAGACGUCCAGAAGAAGCCCACCGACAGCCCCGCCCUCGCAGAUGCCGCGCGCCGCUUGCGGGAGUUCGUCGGUGGUGGAACGUCUGUUCGUUGA